UUAGAACAGCGCAUUUUGGGAGGUGCAUUCUUCCUGGUCUGUAGCUGCGUGUUUAGGGUGGUCAAGAAAGUACAAGUGUGUAGAUGGGGGUGCUGUCGGCGUUGGUGCGGGGACUGGUGCGGGGGGCAGACAGGAUGGCGGAGUUCACCAGCAAGCGGGGCCCGAGGACCCUCAACAAGGGCAGAGGGGCGCGGCCAACCGGAGUGGUGACCUCCAGCCGGAAGUUUGUGCGGGUGAAGGAGAUGGUCCCAGAGCUUGUGGUGCCCUCCCUGGAGGGAUUCAAACUCAAGCCCUACGUGUCCUACCGCACCCCCGCCGGAACGGAACCCGCCCUCACCCCCGAGUCGCUGUUCUCCCAGGCCGUCGCCCCGCAGAUCCAAAAGGACAUUGAGGAGGGCACUUUCAACCGCGAACAGCUGGAGAAGUACGGGUUUGAACCCACGCAGGAGGGGAAACUCUUCAAGCUGUACCCCAAGAAUUUUGUGUGCUGAGGAGGCGUUCCUGUGCCUCAGCGUGCAGGACUUUAAUAACAGCUGACAGAGUCCAUCAGUAAUGGUGAACAAGGACACCACAGCUGUGUUUAAAAAGUGGAGAGUGCCACUGGACCCACUCCUGGGCACCUGUUUGGUGUUGGGGGUAUCGUCGCAGCCAGUGUAGCUAUUCAGCAUGUUUGACAUAGGCGUAUUCAUGUAUGCUUGGUCCAUCAGUGUCUGGAGCACUGGAAACCCUAGUUUCUUUUGUGAAAUGUGGACUGACAUGCUGUUCUGCUCAAAGUCUCCGAUGGUGUUUUCAUUACAAAUAAAGACUGAUAA
Molecule: messenger RNA, 812 nt
Organism: Megalops cyprinoides (Indo-Pacific tarpon)
Lineage: Eukaryota; Metazoa; Chordata; Actinopteri; Elopiformes; Megalopidae
Gene: mrpl41
Product: mitochondrial ribosomal protein L41
Exons: 2
Coding region: 84-491 (135 amino acids)
Biological process (GO): translation
Cellular component (GO): mitochondrial large ribosomal subunit
Molecular function (GO): structural constituent of ribosome
Source: RefSeq, a predicted model, not a curated record